Molecule: messenger RNA, 1698 nt
Organism: Limulus polyphemus (Atlantic horseshoe crab)
Lineage: Eukaryota; Metazoa; Arthropoda; Merostomata; Xiphosura; Limulidae
Product: leucine-rich repeat-containing protein 15-like
Exons: 1
Coding region: 58-1698 (546 amino acids)
Cellular component (GO): extracellular matrix
Molecular function (GO): protein binding
Source: RefSeq, a predicted model, not a curated record
CAAUGUAGGUGUGAAAUACAGCGAGGAAAGAAGACCGUAAUAUGUGGCGAGGGUGGUAUGACAGAAAUUCCAACCACCAAUAUGGCCACUGAUAUACAAGUUCUUAUAGUGAAGGCUCCACAAGAUAAUCCGAACUUCUUGACCAUUGGUCGAAUAUUCUUGGAUUUUACAGCCUUAGAAGAGGUACAUAUCACACAUUCGCGUGUUCCUGCUAUUGGUCACAGCUCGUUCUGGCCUGGCACGAACCUGCGGAUUUUGAACCUGAGUCACAACAAUAUUAGCCAACUUCAUGAUUUUGACUUCAACGGGCUAAUCAAUCUUGAGAUUUUAGACCUGAGCGACAACGUCAUUAGGGCAACACCUUCAGCACCGUUUCGUUUUCUCUCGAACCUCACCACUCUCACACUGGCAAGAAACGAGUUGAAACGUCUGGUUCCAAGAAUAUUUUAUAUGUUGAGAAAGCUGGAACGACUGGACUUGAGCAGUAACCCCCUAGAAGACAUUGAUCCAGAAAAUCUCAAAGAUCUACGACCUUUGAAAAGCUUAAGCCUAGCUAACUGUAAACUUUCUCGUUUGCAUUCUUUGAUAUAUCAGCAUUUACCAAACCUAGAGGAACUAGAUCUAACAGACAAUUUCUUCAACUAUUUUGCUCCUGAAGAGUUCCGACACUUGAAGAAACUUCGAAUACUGUACUUAGAUGGUAAUGAGAUGAGUGUCGUUGUAGACAAAGCAUUUAACGGUCACUACUUUGACUAUCUAGGUCUAUCGAGGAAUCAAAUAGUGAGUUUUGAUUUGUGUGCCUUUUGUAAUGCGAGCAUAAAUGCCCUAAAUAUUUCGAGAAACCAAUUUGCAUCUUUUAAAAGUGACAUUUUAAAACAAAUGACAUUCAGCCUUCAAACUCUAGAUAUGGGAUUCAAUAAUUUGGCUGUAAACACAGUAGCAAGCGUUAUCCAACCACUUCAUCGACUCAGGCGGCUGGGUCUUGCUGGGCUGGCCCUCAGCACACUCCCCCAAAACAUCUUUCUCACCAGCAGAGAUCUGCGUGUUCUCGAUCUGUCACAGAACGAACUGUCCACUUUUGACCCCAACAUUUUGAAGCCUUUAGGCAAGCUGGAAGAACUGGAUUUGUCCGGUAACUUGUUCCUAGGACUAGAACCGGAGUUGCUGGACCAGUUCACUAACAUGACAAGACUCUCCAGCGUUCCAUUACAUUCCAAUCCGUGGACUUGCGAUCAAUGCCACAUUCUUCCCAUUCUCAGGUGGCUCAACAGUUCCCUAGGUAACAGAAAGGUCUGUCGAAGGGACCACACGUGUUUCAAAUGUGUCCAUCCUGAGGCCUUGGCGUUUAGAGAGAUCAGAUCUCUUUCCAUAAAUGAAGUUCCAUCAUGUGGGGGCCCAGAAAGUCAGUCCAGAACCUUAAACUCUGGACCUUCAAUUGGAAUCAUUAUUGGAGCUUUGCUUGUGGUUAUUGUGUUGCUGGUCCUUGUGACUCUUGUCCUUAUUUACAAAAGGCAAGGUGCGGUUUAUUACACGCACGAAGAAAAAAGAAACGAAAGUUAUUACUAUGAGACCUCUGUUGCGGGUGAUAUAAACGGUGGGCAUAAAGAUGACAAAUCCUUUGGGUUUAUUGCCACUCUUGACAAAAUCGAGGAGUUAAGCGAGGAUUAUCCAAGUAAGCCUAAAAUCCGCAUUACUUAA